This is a messenger RNA of Tripterygium wilfordii, 1398 nucleotides long. RefSeq names its product pathogen-associated molecular patterns-induced protein A70. Lineage: Eukaryota; Viridiplantae; Streptophyta; Magnoliopsida; Celastrales; Celastraceae. The record is from RefSeq and is a predicted model, not a curated record. The transcript has a single exon. Bases 131 to 1021 code for a protein of 296 amino acids.
UAAAUACGCCCUACGCACCAUCCUUCUUCUGCACUCUCUCUCAAAACGUCACAAACCCCACAUCCUCUCUGCAACUGCGAGUCUGCAACACUCUCUUAUACAGAGAAAGCCAAACUAGCUGCCGAAAGAGAUGACCGGAUCCAUGUGGACUUACAUCACCAGCUGGUUCGCACCCACCUCUCUCUUCCUCGUCUUCAACCUCGUCGUCGGUACAAUCUUCAUCAUUUCUCGAUUUGGCGCUGAAAGAAGACCACAACAUGACAACUUUAGUUCCGACCAUCCAACUCCACUUGCCCGAUCCUCGUCACUCCUCGACAGGGUCAGGUCCAUAAACGUCUCCGGCUACAAAUUUGAACAGCAUGAACCACAAGCCCAAAUACACUACAUGCAUGACCCGGCGGGUCCGAAUCAACUUGCUCGAGCUCCUUCUCUGCUCGAACGGGUGAAGUCCAUUAACUUCCCUUCUUUUCACCGACCCGAUCCGAUUUACCAGGAGCGAGAGUUCGACCCACACACCGACUCGGAUGCCAACAUAAUUCCGGACGGUCCGCCUCCACUUUCUCGAGCCCCUUCCCUACUGGAACGCGUGAAGUCUAUCAACUUAUCUUCUUUCUACCGACCCGACCCGACAAGCCAUGAGCCGGAAUUCACUCCAGAAACCGACAUCGACGACAACCUAAUUCCGGACCGGAGUCCAUACAAUGACAAUCUCAAUCACCAUGUGAGUAAAAGUAAAUCGGAGAUUGGACUAUCGACUAAGCCUUCUGGGCAGAGGGAGAAGAUGAAGAAGUCAGCAAGUGAGAAAUCGAAGAUGGCGCUGCUCGAUGAUGAACAACAGGAAGACAGAGAGAGCAUAGAGAAGAGGAGGCCGGCGACGAUGAAGAUUGAGAAAACGGUGUCGUUUGGGGACGAGGGAGUGGAUGCCAAAGCCGACGAUUUCAUCAACAAAUUCAAGCAGCAGUUGAGGUUGCAGAGGCUAGAUUCCUUAUUGCGUUACAAGGACAUGUUCAAGGCAAAGUGAAAUCCGUAAAAAGAGAAAAAGUAAAAAAAAAUAAAAAAAUCAGUCCUGCUUUAGCGGCCUUUUCUUCUUUUCCGUUUUCCAUAGAAAGUAGAGUUUUCUUGGCAGAGCUGAGGGUGAUAUUCUCUGCAACGCAUGGAUAUUAUGGUCAUUUGAGCAAUGACAAAGUGAUGGUGAUUCAUGACAGGCGGGUGGACGACGACGGAUUGUGUAUCGGUGCUGGUGUAUGUGAUUGAAUGACUGAGAUGACCCUGUUGCUUUCUUACUGAUGUGCAUGCACUUAGAAUGGUGGGUAUAUCUGUCAUUCCAUAUCUGCUGAGCUUUUAUCAAGUACCUAGGCUAUAUUGUCUAUUUAAUGAAGUAUUGUUAUUAUUUUUUUA